Messenger RNA from Strongylus vulgaris, 222 nucleotides. The record is from the annotation of a GenBank genome assembly. NCBI's taxonomy places the organism in Eukaryota, Metazoa, Nematoda, Chromadorea, Rhabditida, Strongylidae.
AUGUAUGGUGAACACCGGUUUGCAUUGGCACCGAAUGAGCAGAAAGCAUUUAAGGGUUUCUUUAAUCAAGCUAUUGUAAAGGUUUUCAAAACGUACGUUUGGGACGAGUGGUACUACUACUUACCUCAAGCAGUCGGUGCUUAUCUUCUUUAUGAUUGGGCGAAGAAGAGGAACUAUGAAGUUGGAAGAAAGAACCCAGCCGACUAUGCCAAUGAUCAGUGA